Bicyclus anynana (squinting bush brown) is the source of this 5658-nucleotide messenger RNA. RefSeq names its product chaoptin (gene conv). The coding region runs from base 159 to 3569 and encodes 1136 amino acids. The record is from RefSeq and is a predicted model, not a curated record. NCBI's taxonomy places the organism in Eukaryota, Metazoa, Arthropoda, Insecta, Lepidoptera, Nymphalidae. The transcript has 19 exons. Gene Ontology annotation, molecular function: protein binding.
GUUUUACUUACGGAGGAGUGGGCUGCGUUGCAGCUACAUAAAAAUAACAUUGCGUAUUUUAUAUUCGCAAUUGUUAUGUUAUAUCAAAUAAAGUAAUAAAACAAGUAGAUUAGAUCUUGUGUUUGCUGUUUCGAUUGAAAAUAUAUGCAGAUCACAAGAUGGCUACAUACAUAAAACUUUUUGUACUGGCAACAUUAGUUCCUCAUUUGAACACAGAGUACAUUCCCCCCGGCCCAGCGUAUCCGUGUCCGAAAGUGUCAGACAAUCCGCUACUGUUCCCAUGUGUGUGCGAAAAAGGGACAGACGAGGGGUUGUUUGUAAGAUGCGAGAACACAGGAUUGGCUGUAAUGAGCGUUGGAUUAGGGAACAUAGCUGGUAUGGGGUUGCCAAUUGAGAAGUUGAUCAUUAAAGAAUGUAAAAUAUCACAUUUGUUCGGCCCACUCCUACACAGAUCUACAGUAAGGACUCUACACAUCAUAGACACGCCCAUAAAGUCUAUAGACGAAUACGCGUUCGCUGGCGUGAACAGGACGCUACAGGAGAUAUACAUGUACAACACUAAAAUCGACGAGUUCCCUAAAAAGGCUUUUAAGAUUCUAGGCAAUUUGACGAUCCUGUCAAUAAAUGGGCACCAUAUGACGUCACUGAGCAAGGAUAUAUUCGCCGGUAGUCUCGCUACCGGUCGGUUAGAGAGGCUGCACUUGGUUAACGGCUUGAUAUCUGACAUACCUGUGGAGGCCUUUCAACAUCUGAAGAAAUUGAAAACGUUAGAUCUCCACGGCAAUAGACUGGCGACGCUCAAACGGAAUCAGUUCAAAGGAUUGAGGGACACAGAAGUUCUCGAUUUGAGUUACAAUAACAUAACGAAAUUAGAUGGAAGUCAUAUAGGCGAUCUAACUAAGCUUGGAUGGUGUAAUGCGAGUCACAACCUGCUGCCAGACAUACCCAGAGGUAUGUUUGCAAGGAACACAGUAAUUAAAGUGGUACAUUUGGAUAAUAAUAAAAUAAAGAAGUUGGAUAUGAAUAGUUUCAGAGGAAUGAGGUUCCUGAGGCGUCUUUAUCUGCAAGACAACCAAAUAUCCGAAGUGGGUACAGGCACAUUCUCCGCUGUGACCCGCAUAGGCACAGUGGAUCUAGCCCGGAAUAAGAUCAAAAAAGUUGACUACCAGAUGUUCCAAGCUGUCAAAUAUGCUGAGUUAAUAAAUCUAGCUGAAAAUGAAAUAACAUUCAUAGACAAGCAAGCGUUCACCGACCUCUACUUAGCCGUGGUCAACAUUUCUCACAACGAACUAUCGAGGAUAGAAUCUGGUGCGUUUCAAAAUUGCAACAACAUGACACUAUUGGAUUUGAGUCAUAAUAAAUUGAAGGAAAUCAACAGACUCGCCUUCGAUGAAAACACUUACGCAUCUGAGCUGCAAGUAUCUUAUAAUGAAUUCACUGAUUUGGCGCAGAUACCAAUUCAUAACAUGACAGGCAUAAGAGUAUUUAAUGCAUCACACAACAAUAUUAUAACCAUACCAAAAUCAGCUUUCCCCAAACUGUACGAACUUCAUACUGUCGACGUUUCACAUAAUAAUGUCUCAGACAUAUUUAAUGCUGUAUUUCAAAAUCUAUUUUCUCUAAGGUUUGUCAACCUCAGCCACAAUUCCCUAGAACGCAUAAAACCUGCGACAUUUGGUACCAUACCAACGGUACUAGAGCUGGAUUUGUCGCACAACAAGUUGGUCGACGUGUCGAGGGGAAGUCUCUCAAAGUUGGCCAGUUGUAGGUUACUGGAUGUAAGCUUUAAUGAGUUGGAUAGAAUUUUCCAAAUUCCCAUCAGUUUGGGAGAGCUCAACUUUGCAAACAACAAUUUGAGUGAAAUCAAAAUAAGUACGUGGCCUGUUAUGAACGCGUUGCUUCGACUCAACCUGUCGAACAACAUGUUAGAAGACCGGUUGACCAGUGACGCGUUCUCUGGUCUACUCACGUUGCAGUCGCUGGACUUGUCGAGCAACGGGUUGACCAGACCGCCGUGGGAAGCUCUGAAUACUUUGACUAGUUUACAAUAUAUUUAUCUUCAGCACAACAAACUAACAUCCCUGUCAAAAUCCGCAUUUGGAAAUCUACCUACUACAUUCAAGCUAGAUUUAUCGUACAACCAGUUGAGCGACUUGGGCAAACAGACAUUCAACGGCAUGCAACAGUUGCUCGAUUUGUCUCUACGCGGAAAUAAGUUGGAACACAUACAGAAUGAGGUGUUUAAAGGAUUGGUUGCUUUGAGGAGGUUGGAUUUGUCCUACAACAGUUUGGAUAAAAUCGAUAACAAAACCAACGGACUGUUAGAUGAUUGUUUGUCAUUGGAAAUGGUGAACCUAAGUCACAAUCGUUUUGGUUUCCUAUCAAGGAAGAUGUUCCCUGAGAGCCCUUGGAUACCGUACAGACUGAUGGAAGUCGACCUGAGCUACAAUGAAAUACCCGUGGUCACGUUUGACAUCACUUUUGGCGGGAAAAAGUUGAAAAAAUUGGACCUAUCCAAUAAUUAUAUCAACGAUAUCAGAAAUAAUGUGUUGGGAAAUUUGACGUCAUUGGAAAUUUUGGAUCUAUCGAACAAUCAACUUAAAGACUUGGUAUCCAGAACAUCUGACACAACAUUCAACCUACCGGAAAACUUAACAGAGAUGUACCUCCAGAAUAACACGUUAGAAAAGUUACCCAUAGACACUAUAGUCAAAUCUAAUCGCUUAAAAGUUCUAGAUGUUAGGAACAACUUGUUAACUAGUUUCUAUCCUGAGUUAGUUAAGAAGAUACGUGAUAAUAAUUUGCUGGUGUAUUUCGAAAACAACAAACUAAAAUGCGACUGUUUCACGCGCCCGCUAAAGCACUAUUUACAAAAAAUGCCAAAAUCCAUUUUGAAAAAGGACACAAUAUACAAAAACCUUGUUUGUUUCGAACCACCCUCGUUGGAAGAUGAAAACUUCGUCCAAUUGAACGAAGACAGGUUACUUUGUGCCAGCAACGUUCAACUGACAGACAAAAUAAGAGACUAUGGCAACUCUGAAUACGACUUCGCUUCAGAACCUGAUGUCUUGUUUAGGGAUAUACAAUAUGCACAAACCUCUAUAUACGCCAACUGGUACGUAUCCACAACAGACGACGUCGCCGACUUUUAUAUAUACGUGAGAGAUGGCUCCAACAACUUGCUCUACAGUCAAGACUUAGCUUACAACCUACGUUCGCUAACGAUAAACAUCGACAAAGAUUUCCGAACUGCACUCCAAAAUGGCGGAAAAAAUGCCGGCCAAGAUGGCGUCCAAAACGGCGGGAACAUCGAAAUAUGCAUACAAGCGAAGAGUUCCAACAAUUUCGCGCGCAAAUGGUUUGACAGUCAAUGUCAAAUCGUCCCGUCCAAUUACGAGUCGUGGCCUAAAAAGUUGACAGUUGACAAACGGAGGCUGUCAAAAAAGAAGGUCAGGUACAGUUGGUUCUCUAGGAACAGCGUUUUGGGUUUGGUCAGUGAUUCCAUUUUGAUUACGUUGUGCAUAUUUUUGGGUGUUUGUUUUAGGAGGUUGGCAGAUUUGGACGUUUGAUUGGAUAUUCGUAAUAAUUAUUGGUCCAAAAACUUACAUUUUGAAAAAUAUCAGGCCAUUUUUCGGUCUUAAUAACCUCCCGGUUUUAAAAGGGGUCUUAUAUUUACAACCCAUAAAUGGCGAAUCUGUGAAAUUGUAGGUUAAGCUAUUCUUUUGGAUAAUUUAUUAAAAGUACCUGAAUUUUAUUCCUAUUUCGGUUGUAAUUUGUACCUUUACUAUAUUUAUACCAAGUUCAUUACCCAUAUUGGGUUUAAAAUUAGCUUUCUAUGGGUUAAAUCGAUGUAAAUGAAUUUAAUUCGGUCCAACAAGUUUCUAGCAUUACUUCUCAGUUCAAAAAUAGUCUUAUAAAUACCUAGUGGAAAAGUACCUACUACCAAGCGAUUUAGUUUACAUCUAUACAAUAAACCCACCAGGGGAAUGGAACGAAAAAGUCGUUUAGUAAUCCUUUUCAAGUUAUUUGCUACCAGCUCUUAGCAUAAUUAAAAUUAAAACCAAAAGAACACAUAAAGUAAGUGAAAAUGUUACAAAAUACUCUUGUCAAUUACCAAAUGUACUUACUGCCAUAUUUUUCGAUGUCACAAAUAUGUAAUAAUAUUAUGCCUACUGUGUACUUGUUAUGUGUUAUUCUUUUAUGUAAUGGUGCUCCCACACGUCAUUUAAUUAAUUAAUUUAUAUAACAAACUAUUAUAUAUUUAUUAUUAUUUUUUUUUUAUUUUGUCAAAAACAGUCAUUACAAAAAUAUAUUAUACUAAUUAAGAAAGAAAAUAUAAUCAUAAUAAAUUGCCGAAAAAGAACUAUAAAUAUAUAGUAGUAUAAAAGUAAGUAGUCCUGUUAGACUGGUUAUUAUUAAUCUUUGUUUUAAGAACAAAAACCGAUAAACGUUACUUCGUAAUGGAUAAAAAACAGCGUUCCCAGAUUGCAGAUAGACUGAUUAAUUUGUUGAAUCAAUAAGAUAAUUAAAUUGAGGUAAUAGUUUGCGUUCAUUAGUGAAAAAAAAUCAUAACCAAUUUCCACCACCACUACAUAGUAUAAAAAUAUUUUUUGGUGAAUUUAUUGCUUAUUUUUUGGAUUUUCUUUUUAUAUUGGUUUUUGAAAGUCAGAUGAUAUAGCGAAACAUGAUGACAAUGAUGACGUAGUGAUAUCUAAACUGCAGCUGUGUGAGAGCACCAUUAUAAUAAUACUUUAUAUUGUAAUAAGAUUUUUAUUUAAUAUGUUUUUUUAAUUAAAGUAUAUUUUUUCAAAAUAUGUAGAUAUGUACAAUAUAAUAUGUAUUUGGAACAAGUUUCAAUUCUAUAAGGACAUUACUGGGCUUUUCUUAGUAAUAUUUAAUUUAUCGGUUAACAAUAAUUAAAAAUUGCAAUAUAGCAUAUAUUGCAAUUUUACAUGUAAAUAGGUAGAUUUUUGUAAUGCUUUAUUAAAUCAGAAAUUGUAGGGAACAAAUCGAGACCCAUUUUCUAUAGGAACUAAAAUUACCUAUAUUGAAUUUUUUUUUUAAAUAUUGUGAUAGCUGGCAAUCGCAUAAUUUUGAUAGCUGGCAAUGGCAUAAUUUUGAUAGCUGGCAAUCGCAUAAUUUUGAUAGCUGGCAAGCGCAUAAUUUUGAUUUCUGGCAAUCGCAUAAUUUUGAUAGCUGGCAAUCGUAUAAUUUUGUUCAAACUGUAUAUAACACCAGCUAUAAAAUUUAAGUUUUGUAUAUUUUAAAUAACCAGUAUAGUUGUUAACUUAUGCAUGCCCAGAAUGAAUUCCUUGACGUAUGUUUUUACAUUUUAUAUAUUUUAUUACUUUAUUAAUAAAAAAAGAACUUAAAGACUUUAAGUCCGUCCUUUAUCAAAACUUUUUGUUUUUAUAGUUUUUAAUGAAUUAUGAUCAUUCCAUCACAAAUUUUGGCUUUAAUUUUUUACGAAUUUGUUUAUGAAUCUCUAAUUGUGAUUUUUUUUUGUGUAAUAUACAUUUUUUUUGUGUUGUGUUCACUAUUUUAUCUUUUGUUAAAAAUAUUUUUUUAUGCAAUAGUUAAUAAGAAAAAUAAUAAACAUACUUUUAUAUAAAUAUUUAUUUGAAUAAAUAAAGUUAACUACUUAUUUACAUUAAUAAA